Messenger RNA from Etheostoma spectabile (orangethroat darter), 1116 nucleotides. RefSeq names its product sorting nexin-10A. NCBI's taxonomy places the organism in Eukaryota, Metazoa, Chordata, Actinopteri, Perciformes, Percidae. The transcript has 7 exons. Bases 318 to 881 code for a protein of 187 amino acids. Gene Ontology annotation, cellular component: endosome. Gene Ontology annotation, biological process: intracellular protein transport; cilium assembly; vesicle organization. Gene Ontology annotation, molecular function: phosphatidylinositol phosphate binding. The record is from RefSeq and is a predicted model, not a curated record.
AAUCAGGGACAGCCACAUAUGUCACUCAAGAGAGACGUUGUCUCGCCAUGUGGCUCACUACAACAAUUUCAAUGUAAUUUAUUUUUACGACAUUUUAUCUAGUGUUUAUUUUAUAACAAUAUAGGGCCCGUAAGAAGACUGAACACAAGCAUCGAGUCAGUGGUUGACAUGUGCAUUAGCUCCGGUCCAGUCCAGUCCAUUGCAGUGCUGAGCCCUUAAGCCACGUUCAACCCCCCCACUGAGCUGGUUGUUCACAAACUACUGGUCACUGCUAGGGGAAGGGAAGACCGGGAAGGUCACAGGGUUUUGUCCCCACCAUGGACAGUAUGCUAGAGAAUCUGUCAAAAACUGAGUUUAUCAGCAUUUGUGUUCGUGAUCCAAGGCUUCAUAAAGAUCACCUCUGGCAGACACAUCUCGACUACGAGAUUUGUUUACAAACCAAUAGCAUGUGUUUUCGAAAGAAGACUUCCUGUGUAAGGCGGCGUUACAGUGAGUUUGUUUGGCUGCGUGACGGUCUGGAACAGAAUGCUCCGAUCAUGGAGUUGCCCAACUUGCCGCCCAGGAACCUGUUCUUCAGUCCGGGGAACAAAGAGCAGGUCUUGCAGAGGAUGAAGGGCUUCCAGGAGUUUUUAGAAAAUGUUGUUCAAAUACCUUUGUUGUUAUCGGAUAGUCGACUCCACCUGUUCCUGCAGUCAGACCUCAGCGUCACAAAGAUGGCAAAGUGUGCGUCUGGUAAGACCAGGUACACAGUGGCUGAAGCCAUACAGCGUUCCGGCAGCGGUUGCAUCAGCAGACUAGAAGACAAGGCCUCCUUUGACUCUGACUGUGAAAGCUGUUCUUCGUCAGGCUUGGGAGGAAGUGUGGACACUCCAGUGCGAUGAAGCCCCGCCCCCUUCCUCGAGAUACUCCAUGGAGCUCUUGAUUUUCUUAACUUUCCUUCCAAAGAACAUGUUUUACCAUUCAUUAUUCCCCUAGACAUUUGUGUUUUAAUAAUGUGCUUUAGUUUUCUCUUAAAGCAAAACCAUAGUAAUUUAAUUCAGUGUGUCUUGUAAAAAAGAUCAAGUUUUAUGUAUACAUUUUUAUUUGCACUGAAGCUGUACGGAGGUUAGCAGGGAU